Messenger RNA from Aphidius gifuensis, 2117 nucleotides. RefSeq names its product GTP-binding protein SAR1b-like. The transcript is spliced from 6 exons. Lineage: Eukaryota; Metazoa; Arthropoda; Insecta; Hymenoptera; Braconidae. Bases 388 to 969 code for a protein of 193 amino acids. The record is from RefSeq and is a predicted model, not a curated record. Gene Ontology annotation, molecular function: GTPase activity; GTP binding. Gene Ontology annotation, cellular component: endoplasmic reticulum exit site; COPII vesicle coat. Gene Ontology annotation, biological process: vesicle organization; intracellular protein transport; membrane organization.
AUCAAGAAACCAGUGUUAUUUUUAGUUAGCAUUAAUUUUUAAAACAUUGUUGUAUUUUUAAUUGAGUUAUUAUUAUUAUUUUUUGUUAGUCGUGACACAGCUGUUUCAUUGCAACUGCUGUUUUGUGCUGCAUAUCAAUUAUCUUAAUUCUCAAGUGAGUGUCUUGAUUAAUUUUACAAAAAAAAAAAAAAAAAAAGAAAUUAGUUGCAUAUGCAGAGAAGUUGUGUUAAAAAAAUUUAUUUACGUGUGACAAUUUCCCAAGACCCAAAAAAAUAUUUAAGACGUCUGUCAAGGUUAUCCACGUAUCUCCCAGAAUACUUGAAACAUUGUGACUUUAUCAUUGAGAGAGACAGACAUUUGUUGCGUUUCAUUUUAAUAUCAUAAAACAUGUUUAUUUUUGACUGGUUUACUGGAGUUCUUGGCUACUUGGGGCUAUGGAAAAAGGGCGGUAAAUUACUGUUUCUUGGUCUUGAUAAUGCUGGAAAAACAACACUAUUACACAUGCUCAAGGAUGAUCGACUAGCUCAACAUGUACCCACAUUGCAUCCAACAUCUGAGGAAUUGUCCAUUGGCAAUAUUCGUUUCACAACAUUUGAUCUUGGUGGUCACUCACAGGCUCGUCGAGUAUGGAAGGAUUAUUUUCCAGCAGUAGAUGCUAUUGUAUUUUUAGUUGAUGCAAGUGAUAGAUCAAGAUUGCCUGAAUCAAGAAAUGAACUUGAAGCUUUAUUGACUGAUGAACAACUCAGUACAUGUCCUGUCCUUGUUUUAGGCAAUAAAAUUGAUAAACCAGGUGCAGCAUCAGAAGAUGAACUUAGAAAUUUCUUUAAUCUUUUUGGCCAAACAUCUGGCAAGGGCAAAGUAGCUAAAUGUGAUCUUCAAGGUCGUGCACUUGAAUUGUUCAUGUGUUCAGUAUUGAAAAGACAAGGAUAUGGUGAGGGCUUUCGUUGGCUCGCCCAGUACAUUGACUAAGUAUCCACGUAAAUAUACAUUUGAUCAAUUCACUACAUUUAUCAGAAAUAAAAUCUUAAAAAAAAUCAUACGAUCUAAUCGUUAUUGAUCGAUUAAAAAAAAAAAAAAAAAUUUAACUAUUGAACAUUUUUUGUAUCUUUUAAAAAGAAAAAAAAUAUUAAAACAAAGUAAUAAUAAUUCACACAUUGGUAUCAGAGUUUAUAGUAUUUAAUUCAAAAUUAAUCUGAUAUUAGUGAAUAACAUUUUCAUCAUAGAUUAAAAAAACAAUGAAAAAAAAAAAAAAAAAAUUAAAUAAUAAAAUUAUUUUAAAUUGACAAAUUUAACAACUGAGGUUAGAUGAAUGUUUUUUUUUUUCUUCAUGUCCAGUUGAUUACAAUAAACACCUGUUUUAGUUUAUUUAAAAAAAUAAAAUAAACAUUAAAAUAAUGGAAUGAAAAAUAUUAAAAUAAAAAAUAAAAAAAAAAAAUUAACAUUUUGAUAAAUAAAUAAUACGUACGAAUUUAUUAUUUAAAAUAUUUUUCUGGGAGUUUUUUUAUUUAUUUUUCUUUGUUUUUUUUUUAUAUACGUAUGGUACAAUGUAAAUAAAAGCUUAUUUGCUUUGAACAUUGUGAAUAAAAUUAAACAUAUUUUGUUCAUACAAUACUAAUUUUUGGUCGUCGAAUAUAAUUAUUAAUUUAUAAAUUAUUUAUUUUUAAAAAAUUAUGCUGAAAAAAAUAAUUUAUUUUAAAUAGUUACUUGUUUGUCUUUCUUAUCUAUCUGGUAGUUUUUUAAUUGAGCUAAAUAGGAUAACAAUAAAUUAAUGAAUCAGCUGUUUUUCUGAUACGUUGAGUAAUCUUUAUCGUGUCAUUAUUGCCAUUUUUGCUUACGUUAUUAUAUUUCCGGAAUCAUGUGAUUAUUAUCAAUGAAAAUAAUUGUUCACAGUGUUUUAAAUUUAAUUUAAUAAUAUAAAUACUAAUUGAAAUUAAGUAAAAAAAAAUAGAAUAAUUUUAUAAAGCCAGUAUAAUUUCCUGUUAGUUAAUCAAGUGCUGGGGAAUUCCACUUUGGUUCAUUGUCUUUAUUGAUUAUUCGAGCACAUAAGUCCUCUUUAAAGUUUGAUUUCUUUAUUAAUAUAUUGUUUGCAAUAUUAAUCUCCACUUUGAGACAGUUAA